This is a messenger RNA of Fukomys damarensis (Damara mole-rat), 1838 nucleotides long. RefSeq names its product PR/SET domain 8 (gene Prdm8). The coding region runs from base 610 to 1764 and encodes 384 amino acids. Gene Ontology annotation, cellular component: nucleus. Lineage: Eukaryota; Metazoa; Chordata; Mammalia; Rodentia; Bathyergidae. Gene Ontology annotation, molecular function: protein binding. The transcript is spliced from 5 exons. The record is from RefSeq and is a predicted model, not a curated record. Gene Ontology annotation, biological process: regulation of DNA-templated transcription.
UAGGUCUUCCAAGUGCCUAUGAAAACGGGAAGGGGCCGCCUCCAGUCCUCUUGGUCCCUUCCUUUCCGAUCCCGAAACGGAUUUUCUCCGCCUGGCGGUCCCAGUCUGGGGAGGAGGUGGACCGGGUAGCACUUGGAGAGGCGUCGCCCGAGGGGAAAGGCGCUGGGCUCUGGGGCGCCAGCAGGCCGGGGAGAAGACUUGGAGGCCGGCGGUGCCGGAGGGAGCGCCCGGCCCAGCAAAGAGUUAAAGGGAGGGGACUUGGGCUGUCACGCGUCAUUGGGCAGAUUAUGUGCAGCAAACAAAAAGUGUGUGUCUGCGUGCCAGUCAGUCACUGCGUCGGGUCCAUCUGUACCUCUCUCUCUCUCUCUCUCUCUCUCUCUCUCUCUCUCUCCCUCUCCUCUCUUCUCUCCCUCCCUCCUUACUCUCCCCACAUUGUCCUCCCCCCGCAUCUCCAUCUCUAUAUUCUGUCUUUAAGCAGAGCUUACAGGACCGCAAUACCCCUUGACAUGGUAAUACACUGAUACAAUAGGCAAAAAGAGACUCUCGACCGCAGCUUCCCCGCUCCAGGUGGCCCUAUUUGGGCGAGAGGAUCCCGACCUUAUUCCGGUGAUGGAGGAUUCAGGCAUCCAGAGAGGCAUCUGGGAUGGAGAUGCCAAGGCUGUCCAACAAUGCCUGACAGAUAUUUUCACCAGCGUUUACACAACCUGUGACAUCCCUGAGAAUGCUAUAUUUGGUCCCUGCAUUUUGAGCCAUACUUCCCUGUAUGACAGCAUAGCCUUCAUAGCUCUCAAGUCCACCGACAAGAGAACAGUACCUUAUGUCUUCCGGGUAGACACCUCAUCGGCAAAUGGCUCCUCGGAAGGUCUCAUGUGGCUGCGGCUGGUCCAGUCGGCCAGAGACAGAGAAGAACAGAACCUGGAAGCCUACAUCAAAAACGGACAGCUGUUCUACCGCUCUCUCCGCAGGAUUGCCAAAGACGAGGAGUUACUAGUUUGGUACGGGAAAGAACUGACUGAGUUACUCUUGCUCUGCCCCUCUAGAUCCCACAGCAAACUGAAUGGGUCGUCCCCUUAUACAUGCCUGGAAUGCAGCCAGCGUUUCCAGUUUGAGUUUCCUUAUGUGGCGCAUCUGCGUUUCCGCUGCCCCAAGAGACUUCACAGCGCUGAUCUGAGUCCCCAGGACGAGCAAGGCGGCGGCGUGGGCACGAAGGACCACGGGGGCGGCGGCGGUGGAAAAGAGCAGCAGCCGCAACAGGAGGCAUCCUUGGGUUCGGGCCCCAAAUUCUGCAAAGCCGGCCCCAUCCACCACUACCCGGCCCCCUCUCCCGAGAGCAGCAACCCACCCCCCAGCGCCAGCGGCGGCAGCGGCAGCAGCAGCAGCAGCAGCAGUAGCAGCAGCAGCGCAAAGCCAUCCACAGACUUCCACAACCUGGCCCGGGAGCUGGAGAACUCGAGGGGAGGCGGCAGCUGCUCCGCAGCCUCUGGGCUCAGGCCCCUCCAGCUGCAGCUGCCCGCGGCGCUCACGCUGCUGCCGCCCUCCUUCACCUCGCUGUGUCUGCCCGCGCAGAACUGGUGCGCCAAGUGCAACGCCUCGUUCCGCAUGACCUCCGACCUGGUGUACCACAUGCGCUCGCACCACAAAAAGGAGUACGCCAUGGAGCCGCUGGUCAAGCGGCGGCGGGAGGAGAAACUCAAGUGCCCCAUUUGCAACGAGUCCUUCAGGGAGCGCCACCACCUGUCCAGGCACAUGACCUCGCACAACUGACACCUAGGCGUCUCCAGCGGUCCAGGCGCGCCUGCGCGCAGUCAAGCCACCCGCAGGAGCAAACUCCCGAGAAC